Molecule: messenger RNA, 2298 nt
Organism: Hirsutella rhossiliensis
Lineage: Eukaryota; Fungi; Ascomycota; Sordariomycetes; Hypocreales; Ophiocordycipitaceae
Product: VTC domain-containing protein
Exons: 3
Coding region: 1-2298 (765 amino acids)
Biological process (GO): polyphosphate metabolic process; microautophagy; vacuolar transport
Cellular component (GO): fungal-type vacuole membrane; vacuolar transporter chaperone complex
Source: RefSeq, a predicted model, not a curated record
AUGAAGUUUGGCGAGCAACUCCGGUCGAGCGUCAUCCGCGAGUAUCAAUGGUACUACAUUGACUACAAUGGGCUCAAGGCCGAGCUCAAGAACGCCACGGGGCCGCCCAAGGCCCGCGCCCCCGGCGGCAAGGAGUGGACCGAGGAGGAUGAGACGCGCUUCGUGGGCAAGCUCGAGGACGAGCUCGAAAAGGUGCACACCAAACAGCAGGUCAAGGCCAUGGAGAUUUCCAGGCGCAUCGCCGUCAGCGAGCGCGAGGUCCGCGACGUCGUCAACCGGCUCAACGAACGCGGCCUGACCGAGGAAGGGCCCAGCGAGGAGGAGUUUCAGCUGCUCGAGGAGGACCUGAGUGAUAUCAUUGCCGACGUCCACGACCUCGCCAAGUUUGUGCAGUUAAACUACACGGGCUUUUACAAGAUUAUCAAGAAGCACGAUAAAAUGACGGGCUGGCACCUUCGACCAGCAUUCGACACUCGGCUCAAGGCCAAGCCCUUUUACAAGGAAAACUACGACGCGUCCGUUAUCAAGCUGUCCAAGCUGUACGACCUCGUGCGAACCCGCGGCAACCCCGUCAAGGGCGACAGCGCGGCCGGCGGAUCCCAGGCCAGCUUUGUCCGGCAAACGACCAAGUACUGGGUGCAUCCCGACAAUGUGACGGAGCUGAAGCUCAUCAUCCUCAAGCACCUGCCCGUCCUCGUCUUCAACGCCAGCAAAGAAUUCGAGCAGCAGGACUCGGCAAUCACGUCCAUCUACUACGACAACCCCGACACGUGGGAACUGUACGAGGGCCGCCUGAAGAAGACGGAGGGUGCCGAGGCCAUCCGGCUGCGCUGGUACGGCGGCAUGCAAAACGAGACCAUUUUCGUCGAGCGCAAGACGCAUCGCGAGGACUGGACGGGCGAAAAGUCGGUCAAGGCUCGCUUCGCCAUUAAGGAAAAGAACGUUAAUGCGUACAUGAGAGGCGAGCUGCUCCCGGCGGCAAUCUUCGAAAAGGCGCGGAGAGAGGGCAAGAAGUCGGAAAAGGCUAUUGCUGAGGACCAGAGGCUUGCUUCUGAGAUUCAGUACUCGGUUCUCAAGAAGGGCUACAAGCCCGUCUGCCGCUCUUUCUACAACCGCACCGCCUUCCAGCUCCCGGCAGAUGCCCGGGUUCGCAUCUCUUUGGAUACCGAGCUGACAAUGGUCCGCGAGGACAACCUGGAUGGCCGCACCCGCAGUGGCGAUAACUGGCGACGCAUGGAUAUCGGCAUCGACUACCCCUUCUCGCAGCUGCCACCCGAAGACGUCUUGCGCUUCCCCUACGCCGUCCUCGAGGUCAAGCUCCAGACACAGAUGGGACAGGAGCCUCCAGCGUGGGUUCGCCAGCUCAUCUCCUCGCACUUGGUUGAGGCAGUUCCCAAGUUCUCCAAGUUUAUCCACGGCACGGCCUGCCUGUUCCCCGAUCGCAUCAACCUGCUCCCCUUUUGGAUGCCGCAGAUGGACGUGGACAUUCGAAAGCCCGUCGCGCACGACUUUGGCAUCCACAGACCCGGCAUCGCGGCCUCGGAAGAUGAGGAAGACCUGGACUCGGACGAGGAGGACGAGCGAUCCAACCGCCCAGGCCCGUCGGACCGACAGCCGGGCGCACAAGGGCUGCACGGCUCAGUGGCCGAUGCCGAGGACCAAACCGCCGACGCUCCCGCGCCCAACGAUGACUUUCCCAUCUACGAUUCGGACGAGGAGUACGACGAAAACUAUGCGUUGGAGGAGGCCAGGAGAAUCGGCGGGUGGCACUACUACUCGACUCUCAUCUCGACCAAGGCGCACGCCCUCGGCCAAGUCGCCCUCGGCGUCGCCAAGCACCUGGUGCCCGCUGCUCGUAGCACGACAAUGGAUCGCAGCCAGCGGCAGCAGAUGCUGUUUGGGUCGGGGCCCGUGCUGCAAAAGAAGAUCAAGGCACCCAAGGGCAAGAAGAUCUAUGUGCCGGUCCGUGUCGAGCCCAAGGUCUACUUUGCGGCCGAAAGGACCUUUUUAGGAUGGCUCGAGUACUCCAUCUACGUCGGCGCCAUUGCCGUGACGCUGCUCAACUUUGGCUCCCGCGCGACGCCGCUGUCGCUGUGGACGGCCGGCAUCUUCACCCUGCUCGCCGUGCUGAGCCUGUGCUACUCGGUCGGCAUCUACCUCUACCGCAGCUGGUCGAUCCGCGAGCGCAGGGCCGCCCGGUACUACGACAAGUGGGGGCCGAGCGCCCUCUGCACCGCCCUGCUGGUCGCCGUUGUGCUCAACUUUGCCUCCGAGGGCCGCGAUAGGGGGUUCUGGUGA